Molecule: messenger RNA, 2432 nt
Organism: Microtus ochrogaster (prairie vole)
Lineage: Eukaryota; Metazoa; Chordata; Mammalia; Rodentia; Cricetidae
Gene: Smn1
Product: survival of motor neuron 1, telomeric
Biological process (GO): mRNA processing
Cellular component (GO): cytoplasm; nucleus
Molecular function (GO): RNA binding
Source: RefSeq, a predicted model, not a curated record
CGAGCCGGCAGCGUCCGUGGUGGCUCGCCAUGGCGAUGGGCAGCGGCGGCGCGGUCUCGGAACAGGAAGACUCGGUGCUCUUCCGGCGUGGCACCGGCCAGAGUGAUGAUUCUGAUAUUUGGGAUGAUACAGCAUUGAUAAAAGCUUAUGAUAAAGCUGUGGCUUCCUUUAAGCAUGCGCUGAAGAAUGGCGACAUUUGCGAAACUUCAGAUAAGCCAAAAGUCACAGCUAGAAGAAAACCCCCUAAGAAGAAUAAAAACCAAAAGAAGAAUGCCACAGCUCCCUUGAAACAGUGGAAAGUUGGCGACAAAUGUUCUGCCGUUUGGUCAGAAGACAGCUGCAUUUACCCAGCUACCAUUUCUUCUAUUGAUUUUAAGAGAGAAACCUGUGUUGUGGUUUAUACUGGAUAUGGAAACAGAGAGGAACAAAACCUGUCUGAUCUCCUUUCCCCAACCUGUGAAGUAGCUAAUAACACAGGACAGAGCACUCACGAGAAUGAGAGCCCAGCUUCAACAGAUGAAAGUGAAAACUCCUCCAGAUCUCUCAGAAGUAAACCACAGAGCAAGUCCAAAGCUGCGCCGUGGACUUCAUUUCUCCCGCCACCACCCCCAAUGCCAGGGUCAGGACUGGGACCAGGAAAGCCAGGUCUAAGAUUCAAUGGCCCACCACCGCCGCCCCCGCCCCCUCCUCCCUUCUUGCCGUGUUGGAUGCCUCCGUUUCCUUCAGGACCACCAAUAAUUCCUCCACCCCCUCCCAUAUCUCCAGACUGUAUGGAUGACACUGAUGCCCUGGGAAGUAUGCUGAUCUCUUGGUACAUGAGUGGCUACCAUACUGGCUACUACAUGGGUUUCAGACAAAAUAAAAAAGAAGGGAAGUGCUCACAUGCAAAUUAAGCAGUUCAGCUCUCUCCCACAGAGAAGGUGUGUUGGUGUCAUGAACAGAAGUCUCACUGUCAUCUUGUGGACUCUUGGCUGAGUGGUUAUCACCAGUGUUUUCCCAGUCUGGGCUCUGUGCCUCACUCGCCAGUGGAGUGUUUAUAGGAACACACUUUGAGGAACCCAGCGGUGGAAGUCAGUCUGCCAAAGCUGUGACUGAGCACAACUGUAGAACUGUGACUUUCUUAGUGUGUCAAGAUUUUUAUUAAUGCCUUUACAAAUAAAUAAAAGUCCUUUUUUGAACUCUUGACUCUAUAAAUACUUUCCUUUGGGAUAUAUACAGUGAAGUUGAGUAUGUGUAAAGAUACAGAAAGAAAACUCCUCAGACUUACUACCUGGGUAAAGGGUAAUUUGUAGGACAGAUUGAAGGUUGGAGAACAAAAGCUAGCUCAUGUCACAAGGACUCCACUGCCAGCCGGUAACCAAGGUGUGUUCUGGUUUGUUUGUGUGUGUGUAUCUUUCAUGAAUCAGAUCUGGAGGUCAGAGAACAACCUGUGAAGCCUUCUCUUUGUCUACUAUAUAGGUUCUAGGGAUUGAAUUCAGGUGGCAGGUGGCAGGUGGCAGGCACCUUUACCUGUUGUUGCCAUCUCUCCAGCUUGUUUUGUAACCCGACUUUCCUGUAAUUUACAGUUCUCUUGACUCAGCCUCCCAAAUGCUGACAUCACAGGCAGACAUCACCACACCUAACUGUGUUGUCUUUUAGAAGUGUAUUGUUCUCUUUGCACCUUCUCCUGUCUGUCUUCCUAGUCUCCCUGUGUACCCUGAUGUCCCUUACCUCACUGUGUAUCCUGCCUAACCCCAUUGCCCGCCACUCUCCCCAUAGCCAUGCAGUUCCAUGUGCACCUUCAUUAGAUUCUGGUGAUGAGGACUGGUGUCAUGCACUUGGGCUUCUCCCUGGAUCAGUCACCUCUGGAGAAAAAGAUCAGUAUGUCCCCUCUGUUCAGAUGGAGUCCAUAGUAGAACUUGUACAAGGCCCUGGGUUUCAUCUCCACUACCGUAGGAACAGAAUAAGUUUUGGCUAGAUAAACUAAGUUAAUAGCCGUCAAGUAAGUAUUAUUAAAUUAAUAAACAGUCAGUACCUAGUAAGUAGCUUUGCCAAAUAUGUGAGCUUUCAGAAGGGACUAUUACCUUUCACGACUAUUGGCUGUUAUAGAUUGGGUACAACUUCAUAGGUUAAUUUUCAGGUUAAAUUUAAUUAUUAAUCUAUCCAGUUAACUUCUAACUAGAUAUUAGACAUUAACAUUAAUUUUAUUUCCCUUUAGUAGCUAACAUAUUUAUUUGGACUGAGGUUAUUCAUUCCGGCAAGUGCUCACCUUUUUUAAAUGCUGGGACUUGCUCUUGGUGGAACUAGGAUACAUUCUCUGUUGGCAUAUGAUGUAGUCGCGGCUACUUGAGAAACUGAGGUAGCAGGAUUCAGCAGUUAAGACCAGCCUGGCCAACAUAAUGAGACCAUGUCUAGUACAGUAACAACAGAGAAAAAGGCUGGACUAAAGAAAA